Messenger RNA from Phycomyces blakesleeanus NRRL 1555(-), 309 nucleotides. RefSeq lists its product as hypothetical. The transcript is spliced from 2 exons. Lineage: Eukaryota; Fungi; Mucoromycota; Mucoromycetes; Mucorales; Phycomycetaceae. The coding region runs from base 1 to 309 and encodes 102 amino acids. The record is from RefSeq and is a predicted model, not a curated record.
AUGCGGAAAGACUCAGUGAUUUAUAGAGUCUGGCCCUCUGUUGACAGCAGGCAUGGUCGAGCAAACAAUCUUACUGUGCUCAACAAUAUCAGAAAGUAUGGAUUUAUUAUUAAAUUCUUCUCCCAAACUGUCAACAGAGUGACCAGACUCUUUGCCAUCAUUGACUGUCUUUCCAAUGUUCAACACGUGAAUCAGAAUCUUUUCCCUGCGUGGGAUAGCCUGGCACCUCGUGUGGUGAAGGUGGUGGAUAUGAAGUCUAUUGAGGGGAUUGCUAGCCUUGUCCACAACUCAAACAACAAUGCCAUUUAG